Molecule: messenger RNA, 5957 nt
Organism: Zootermopsis nevadensis
Lineage: Eukaryota; Metazoa; Arthropoda; Insecta; Blattodea; Termopsidae
Source: RefSeq, a predicted model, not a curated record
UUGUGGCUCUGUCUUAAGUGUGGAUAUCUCGCCUGUGGUCGCUCCCGGAGGCAACAUGCUCUCAAGCACCACCAAACACCGCGCUCUGAACCGCAUACUCUGGUCAUCAACAUGGAGCUGUGGAACAUUUGGUGUUAUGACUGUGGGUGUGAGAUUGCUGCACACUGCUGCAAGAAACUUCACGAAUGUGUUGAAUUCAUCAAGCGACUGGAGGAGGCCCCUGCAAACUGUAAAAAAAAAUGUGAUACCAGGGCUGAAGAGAAUGGUGACAGGACAUCUGUAGGGGCCUUCACAAAAGCAUCACCUACACCAGUGAAAAAUGAGAAAGUGGCAGCACUGACUGGCAAUUUACCACGAGUCAGGGGGCUGUGCAAUGUUGGCAAUACUUGCUUCUUCAAUGCAGUGUUGCAAUGCUUGGCACAGACACCAUUCCUUUUGCCAGUGCUGCAGGAAAUGAGUGAAUCAGGCACCAAAUUCCAGCUGUCAGGCCGGGUGACAGCAGAGGCGGACUUGCCUGUACUGGAAGGUGAACUGUGCAAGUGGGGUAAUCUCACUGAGAUCCUGGCUUGCACACUUGUGGAGCUGCAGUCUUCCAAAUGUGAAGUGUUCAAUCCAACUCGUCUGUUGAAUAAACUGAUCCAACGUUGCCCACAAUUUGGAGGUGGGGAGCAACAUGAUUCACACGAGCUACUGAGACAUCUGCUGGAGGGGGUGAGAACCGAGGAUCUUAAGAGAUACCAGAGUGCCAUCCUUCGCCUGUUUGGACUGUCAGAGAAAUCAAACCCAACAGAUGUGGAAGAAGAAGUGAGGGCAAAGGCAAAGGCUUAUGGACGCCAAGCAGCUGAGAUGAUGCUCCACCCAGAGCAGGUGUUUCGUGGCUUCUUAGUAAGCACCCUUGAGUGUCAAGACUGUUUUCAUACUUCUCAGCGUGUGGAGAGUUUCUUGGACCUCAGCUUGCCCGUCAUGGCCGACAAGCCGCAGCCUCCAGUUAUGAGAAGAAAGUCCAACAAUGAUGAGUCAUUUGAUGUGUGUGGUAAUGUGUCAGAGGGUCAGCCAUCUAAGCAUCAGCUGAAGAAGGAGCGCAAGCAAGCAAGAAAAGAGCACAAGAGACAGAAAGGGUGGCAUGCAGGACGGGGGCAAUCCAUCAGUGCCAAGGAGAAUGCUGCAGUAAAUAAUACUGUUGAAUCAGAGCAGAGCGAUGCAGACGUGGAAGACAAUGUGGAACAAGAUAUGGGAUCCAAGGUGCUUGGUGUCGAUAUGGGGGAAUCAGGAUACAGCUCUGAGAAAGCUGGCAAUGAGGACUCUGCAGUUGAAAGUCCAGUGCCUCAUCUUUCCAAUGGAGACUCUGCCCUGGCCAGUCCUACUUCCUCAGCAGACGUGGGUGGGUCCAUGUCACCACUGUGUAACAGAGCAGUGACGGAGAUGAACAAAGAGCUGGUGGUCGCAAUCCCUGUCUCUACUUUAGAAUCUGUGGGCAGCCCACUGUCUCCCAGUUCAGUCUCUUCUGAAGUGAACUUAGAUUGCUCCAGCUCGAUUUCAACACGUGCUCACACGGAUUGUAUGUCUCCUGACUUGAACAGGCCAGUUUCUCGCUUUGAAUUUCAUAAUGAUGAUUAUGCGGAUAGUGGGGAGGGAGUGGCAAGGCUGAGUCCUGUCGAGGAUGACUCUGGUUGUGUGAAGAAUCUUUUAGUUUCAGACUUGUGUGAUGAUAUUUCUCGUUUGUGCACCAAUUUUGUUCAGACAACUGAGCCAAACAUGAAUGGCCAUGAGGAGAAGCAACUUGUUUAUGGAGGAGAUGCUGAAGAAGUUGAGUUAAAGUUGGAUAACACUGGUAAAGGAGACAUGACUAGCAAGGUACUAUCAUCGGGUAGUACUGAGACUAGUGUGGUGCAGUUAAAUGAGAAGAUGACCAGUGAAGUGCUGUCAACUGCACAGGCACCCUGCGAGACGCAGUCAAAUAGGGAAGUGGCUGAUGAGGUGUGCUCAAGUGGGGUGACGGCCAGUGAAGUGCGGUCAACUGGCGGGGUAGCUAGCUGGAGUGCAACAUUGUUACCAAGGUACCAAUGUGAUGAUGGAGAGUGCUCUAUCCAGUCGUGUCUGAACCAGUUCACUGCGCUUGAGCUUAUGACUGGAAACAACAAGGUUGGCUGUGAGAAGUGCACCCAGUGCCAUAAUCAGGGUAAGGAAGGCAAGAUGGUGUGCACAAACUCCACAAAGCAGCUUUUGGUUAAAAGCCCCCCUGCAGUGCUGAUCCUGCACCUCAAGAGGUUCCAAGUGCAUCGCACCAUGUUUCGCAAGAUGUCACGCCAUGUCAGCUUUCCUCUAGUGCUUGACCUGGCACCUAUCUGUUCUACUAUGUACAAGGACUCGCUGAUGCUGAAACCCGGACAGAAUCAGGUGCUGUAUGCGCUCUAUGGAGUGGUUGAGCACAGUGGCACGCUUCAUGGGGGCCACUAUGUUGCCUAUGUGAAGGUGCGUGCCCCUGUACCAGACAGUGAUCCACGAUGGUUGUUCCUGCCCUCAUACCGUCAGGUUCCCCAUCGGAGGGUGGAUGAUGAGGAAGGUGGCAGUGCAGAGGCUCCUGCGGGGAAGUGGUAUUUUGUGAGCGAUUCUCGUGUCAGUGAAGUUGGGGAGGACCGUGUUCUUCGCAGUCAAGCCUAUCUGCUCUUUUAUGAGCGCAUCUGGUAGACAAAGGCAUUUCUCCGAUCAUCCAUUCAUAGUCUGAAAUUUGUUUUUGUGAUGAACUGUAUACAGCGUGUCAGAUAUGCUUCUUUAUUAAUAUUGCUGUGUGCAGCAGCGGUGAUUGAGGAGAUCCUUUAAAACAUUACUGGUUGUAUAUUAAUUUCUGCCUUUGUAAUUUAUUCUGCCAUUUCUAUAAGCAGACAAGAGACCAUAAUUGGAGGCCUUCUUAGGUAACUUCUAAGGUUUUUUUAAUAAGCUCACAUAUUUUUCAUCAAAGACCAAAUGUUGGUUCCAGAACAAGCACACAAGUUGCUGCAUUGUGUAUAAUUUAUCAUAAAACUUUAUUUAAAUGCAGGGGACAGUCUUGUUGGGGAAACAUUUGUUUGUAUCAGGGGUUCUCAACCUGUGGCUUUUGCUGCAUGGAGCCCUCCAACAUGUUUUAUGUUGCCCAUGUAUGUUUUUGUGCUUUUGUAUCUUCCUGUAUGAUGAAAAAAUAGCUACCAUCUUGGUUAAAUAUUUAAUUAACCCUUUAGAGCUUAGUGGUAAAUGUAUGUAACACCUGCUUUAAUAUUCAGCAUUAUAUUUUACCCACUAUUGGUUUCAUGUCUUUCUCAGAUUCUUUCCUUAAACAGCAUUAACAAAUUGAUCUUUGCAAUAUAGAUACAUUUUGUUUCGAAACCUCAAUCCAAGCCUCAGACAGAACGACCUUUUCCUUAAACUGAAUGGAAGAGGAGAAUUGAGGAGGCCAUGGACCGGAGAGCCAUAGAAUAUUAUAUACAUUUUGUUUUCUUUGCAGUAAAAAAUAAAUUUUUAAACAUUAUUUUGACAAACUUCAGUCUUCAAACGGUUAAUUUUAAGUGAAUAUUUUAAAGAAAAAUCAUUAGUUUAAAUUUAUCAGAGCACAUUAUUGAGUAAUAGGCUUAAGUGAACCUGUUCUCAAUAGUAAGAUUUUAAUAAAUUAUAGAUAAGUUUCAAUGGGUUUUCCUCCUUUAUAAGCUGGUGGCCUGUGAUUCAAUAAGCCAGUAAAUGUGGCCCAAAAGGUUGAGAACCACUGAUUUAUAGACAGACAUAUUGUGUCUGCUAUCUAAUAUCAAGGCCAUGAAUUGUGAAAGAAGUGCCGAAUUAUUACCUGUUAAGUCGGGUGGCACUUCUAGGUACUAUUCCUUUUAAAGGGUUAAGAAACCAUAGUGAGGAGAUUGUGCAUUGUGUAGUCUGCUAGAAGUUUACCAGUGUUUUGGGAGACCAUGCUCUCUCCAAUGUCAGGGCGAUGACUCAUUGAGGCAACAAGGACCUUUGAAAUGUAGGUGAACUACCAGACUGCACUGUGCUGCAACCUAGAAGAUGGCCACUGCUGUGAAACCUAAAAUCCUACAUAAACCAUAGUGAGGCAGAGAAACCUGUGGUGGAAAGUCUCUGAAGUAGCAGCAGACUGCAUUUCUGCAUGCUUAAAUGUACCUACACACACUGGGCACAAUUGUAGUGUUCCAGAAGAGGUUAUACCAUACUGUAAAUUAUAGUUACUAGCAUAUAUUGCAGAAAGAUUGUAAUGCAUUGUGCUUGUUACGUCAAGGGUCUGGUGAUCAUGAAUGGGCUUGAUUUUGUUACAAAUGUUUGUACCUUUUGUUGUACUGCCUUUAGUUUUCUAUUUAUAGGAAAAAAUAUUUUACAUUUAAUGGUUGCUGUAUUUGCUGUGAUGGGGUGUUUAUUUAUACGUUUGUUUUGAAUUGAACUUGGGAGCAUAUGGCUGCAGCAGUUUGUUAUAUAGUGCAUUUUCAUGUCAGCAUUGAAAGCAACAGUUUAAUGUCCACUUGCAUCCUUGUGGUCAUUUUUACGCUCAACAAAAUAAAACAUAAACAAGUGUGGAAACAUAUGCUUUAUGCUAACACUUGAGGUGCUUGCUUUUUCUUUUAUUGCCUUAAGAUUUUAAGUUUGUGAAUUCUAACUUUUUGUGCUUGCUCAUUAAUAGCUUACAGUAGAAGUUUUCGAUCAAGGGCCAGUCCAACAUUUUUUAAAUUAAUAAAUGAUGCAGCAUAAAAUUCCUUUUUAAUUAUCUCAAAAGCUGUAACACAUUUGGCAAAAAUAUGUUUACCAAAAAAUAAAAUACAUUGAACUCCAGCCAUGAAAACUUUGGGAUAGGAAUUUCCAGAUUUUUGUUAUUGUUUGUAUACUUAAAUUUAUUGGUAAAAGUUUUAAGUGGCAUUACUCUUCCACUGACUUUGCACUGUUCAGAUUGUCCCCUUCAGCCCAAUGGUCCCCAAAUGUAUGUGAAAGUGGGUGUUAGUUAGUAAAUGAGUGAGUGAGAGAAAGAUAUUAUUAUAAUACAAUUGCAUAGUGUUUUAAUUUUGUAUGAAUUUAUUUAAUGCAUGACAUUGUGCUCAUAUAGUAUGAAAAUUUAAGAAAUAAGACUCACAAACUUGCUAGUUUGCCUGUCUUCCACCAGGAGUGUUAUGAUCACAUCAUCAAAGUGGACAGUAGGUAGAAUGUGAUGGAUCUAAUUACUUGACCUCCUCAGUCCUCUGACAUAUCUUCAAAGGGGUUUACAAAGGACCAGGUUUAUUAGCACCCAUUACUGGUAACAUUACAGGAACUCCAGCAUAGAAUCACUGUUGCGGUGGUGAAUGUUGAUGGCGUGACCCUAACAUAAGUGUGGCAAUAAAUUAAUUAUUUUGAUGAGUGUCUGGUGAUACAUGGAGCGUGUGUUGAGAUUUUGUAAAGGAACUGAAGUUUGAAGAAAACUGAGUGUUUCUAUUGUGUCAUUUGUUAGUAUUUAUUAUAUAAUUCUGCACUGAAAUUGUAUACAAUGGUAAAGCUGGCCCACAACAUGCCAUGGAGGCAGUUGGGAGGAGAGAUGUAUAGUUCCUACUCAUUCUUGACUUUGGCACUGGACGAGAGUGAGAAGUGUUAUGCACUGGUCACACUAACCUUCUGGGGAAGACCUCUGGUAGCUGUUGGAUGGGGGGCUAGAAGAAAAAUCCAUUGCCCUUGCUAGGAAUAAAACCAAGUCAUCCAGUCCAUAGACACUACACUAACUGAACAACCCUAACUCUUAAAAUUGUAUGCACUGUUGUACUGCUGGGUAUAUGUGUGUGUACAUAUAGACUAUGUACUUUAUACAGUGUGUUUCUGGAGGAAAGGUCAAUAUUUGGGGAGAUGGUAGAGGUCCUUAUAAGUUAAAACGUUCAUAAGAACAUUUGGCCAAUUCUGAAUGGUUAGGUAGCUAUGGCUGUUUGCAUUGGCAUUGUGAAUAUUAAUAAAGAACAAGUUUUCGAAAAUUC